Hyalella azteca is the source of this 1726-nucleotide messenger RNA. RefSeq lists its product as uncharacterized. The transcript is spliced from 6 exons. The record is from RefSeq and is a predicted model, not a curated record. Lineage: Eukaryota; Metazoa; Arthropoda; Malacostraca; Amphipoda; Hyalellidae. The coding region runs from base 1 to 828 and encodes 275 amino acids.
AUGAAUGAGACCGUCGAUAAGUGCUGUCCUUCCAGCUACGACUGCACUGCCUCUACAAGGGCACCAUGUACGAGGUGGGCAAGGACGUGCCCGUGGACGGCCCCUGACUUGACUCACCCUGGCGUCACUGUGUGUCGCAUAAAGUGUGUCAUUAUUCUGACAAUAUUACCCUUGACUCACCCUGGCGUCACUGUGUGUCGCAGAGCCAAGAUCGAGUGCAGUAUCGUCGAGUGCCCGUCGCUGUUCUCGCCUCCCAAGCCGGGCUGCCGCAACCUCUUCAGCAUCGACGAGUGUUGCGAGGUUGACCAAGAGUGCCACCCCAUCGUGCCGCCAUCAGAGGUUGUCUCACCAGAAGCAAAUGCAACGAUCAGGCCAGCUGACUGCGUCUCGGAGGGACUGCAUUAUUUCUUGGGCGAUAAGAUCUUGUUCGGCUCAGCUCCGUGCCAGUACUGUGUCUGUACCAAGGAAUUCACGGGGGCAUUCGGGCCUGGCUGCACCAAGGUCGACUGUGGCAUGGAAUACAGGAACCGUCACUACCUUCGUCUAGGCUGCAUCCCGCUCUACCUUAGCGCCUCCUGCUGCAACGUCGACUGGAUUUGCCCUGGCAGCCCUCAGAUCAUUCUGGACGCCGACAUGAAGGCGACAGGUGCCGAGACUCCCUCGACGCACGGCAAGUUCGGAGACUUGGCUGGUCCCGUGGGUUCCUCACUCACCACCUACGACUGCCACAUCAGCUGCACCUGUGCCACACCACCUGAGUUCACCUGUGUUCGCUACCCUACCUGCGAGGUGGCCCUCCAGGCCCAGAAGGCUGGAUACAUUCCUUAAAGAAGGAAUAAGGAUUCAUUCCUCAAAGAAGGAAUAAGGAUUCAUUCCUUAAAAAAGGAAUAAGGAUUCAUUCCAUGAAGGAAACUUCAAUGGUUCGCUUUUUAGCUGCACAGGCUGAUGCAUGACAAAAAUUUUAAACCGAAAAUUAGUUUUUCUUUUCUCCUCGUGAUUUGUACCGUCUCUUAGUAACAGAGAAUUGAGACAAGUAAAAUUAGAUCGUUUUUUGCAAAUUAAAACUAAACUUCUUCAAUUUAAUAUGAGAUGAAUAAAAAACAGUUACAAAUAACUUUAUUAAAUAACCUUAAUUUCUCCAGACUAGCCGGCUAUUGCACAACUGCGGAUAUUCAGCUUUUGGCUAUUAUCGUAAUGGACAUAUAUCAUUUGAAUAGCAUUUAAUUACAGCCUGUACUUCCGCCAGACCGCAACUUUUCCUUCCUAUUCCGUCAUGAUGAUUUGAUACGAACUUCAAUGCUUGCAACAUUUGGAGUUCAUUAGAUCCAGCCUCUAGCGUUGAGUAAACCUCAUCAUUAAGUGUGUGUUUUGUUCUCCUGGAGUUCCGUACGUGCACUCAGACAAAUGAAGAGGCUUUGUCCAUAUAGCGAUAUAAGUUUUACCCUGGUGUACGUCAUCAUGACUUGGUUUAGCUCGGAAAAAGGGCGUAUUAGUUUCGAAAGUUUGUCAUUAUUUGGACACAUAUGAGUGAUGUGGCACAACGUGAGGUUACCUGCGGUUAUGGCAUCCCGAUUUCGACCUUGAAUGAAUGGCAAUUUAGUGUCGUCAAUUGUUCCGUGAUUGUUCGUGCCAGUCGCGCUGUAGCUUCGAUUUAUGGCAUACAAUGCUUGCUACAUUUGUUAUUCAUUAGAUCCAGCCUUUAGCGUUGAGUAAACCUCAUCAUUAA